AUUCAUCAGUAUAGAGUAAUAGUAUAGGAAUGUGUGGUUGAAUUUGUUUUUUAGUUGUUUUAUUGACAUCAAUUUUACUUUGUAAUGUUUAGCUUAAAGUUCAUCUAAAUUAUAAAUUUAUAAAUAACCUUCCAAGUCUUGCAGAUCUGGGUGAAUCGCAAUGAUUAGUCGACAUCGUGAAUGCACCCAUAUAGAUCUAAAUACUAGACAAAAAACGCGCCCCUGUUCUCUGAACAGAUUAAUAUCACAACCUUUUAAUUUUUUAAUAAAAUUUUGAUAAGAUUUAUUAUUUUUCAAAUGUGUAAAUAUUUUCGGCUAAUUCUGAAAAAUCUCCCAACUCGCCAUUAUUAUGCUCAAUCUCCUCUUAAUACUCCUCAACAUACUUGUGAUCCUAGAAGUUAAUAAAUGUUUUUGUAACGAUGAUUCGAAAGUAGAACCCAGGGAAGAAUUUGGUACCGUGGAAGAGCGUAAACGAAAGGCUAAAAAAGACUUUGAAAAUCUCAAAUCUCAAUGUCAUGAUUCAGAAGACAAUCUAAUUCCCUGUUUAAUGAAAGCAUAUCUUACGGCGUACAAGUUAAUACCUGCGAAAUUUUGUGAACCUGAUGACCAAAAUUGCUUGAAUAUGGUAAAAUUAUUUGAUGACCGAUGUUCCCAAAAAGCUGAGGAAUGUCUAAUUUUAGAUUCAGUUGAUCUGGUAGAGUUGAGUGACGGUCACGUUUAUGUUCCUGAUCUCGUCCAAGUUGAAAUUUCAAACUUUGUUUUCAGGAAGUCUGGCGCAUAUAAAUCCUGUGAAUGGCCUAGUUAUACUUGUGUUGGAGAGUGUAAUUGUCACUGUGAUUCUAAGUCAGUGGAACUGGUUUAUAAGAGGGAUUUUAAAGCCUUUGUUAAGUUACUAACUGAAAAAAAUGCUGAACGUCUUGGUUUAAAUGACGAUUCAGACCUUGAAACACUUAAUAUUUUUCUAUACAGGCUCCUCUUAUAUUAUACUUAG
Molecule: messenger RNA, 991 nt
Organism: Theileria parva strain Muguga
Lineage: Eukaryota; Apicomplexa; Aconoidasida; Piroplasmida; Theileriidae
Product: Rhoptry-associated protein 1 (RAP-1)
Exons: 1
Coding region: 350-991 (213 amino acids)
Source: RefSeq, a predicted model, not a curated record